AAACAAGCAUUCACCUUCAGAGACAUUUACCGCUUUCUAGUCCAAUACUUUUCUCGAUACAACAAUGGCACGCACCAACAUCAGCCGAGCAAAGAAGGCAGGAAACAACCGAAACCAACGCACCAACAAGUCAGCAAAAAACAACGCCUGGCCGCCGUCGAGUAUCGUAAUACUAAUCCUCAUCAUUCUCGGUCUUCUCUACCUGGCCAUCGGUAUACACUGGCUCUACUUUUCUAAGGCUGCCCGGGCAACCUACUCUCCUGGCAGCGCGGCAUGAUCCCGCGGCAUAAGCGCAGCAUGCUCCCCAUCGCUAGGGGCGCGUACAACUGAUGAAACUGGGCGAGCUGGAACUCUGGUACUUCAGAUAUCCAAACUCGCAGUGAUCAAUGGAAGGGAG
Molecule: messenger RNA, 397 nt
Organism: Aspergillus versicolor CBS 583.65
Lineage: Eukaryota; Fungi; Ascomycota; Eurotiomycetes; Eurotiales; Aspergillaceae
Exons: 1
Coding region: 65-277 (70 amino acids)
Source: RefSeq, a predicted model, not a curated record